AUGGGGAGAUCACAAAAUAGGAAGAAAUCCGUUAAAAUCUUUUUUUCCGGUAUUUCUUCUUCAAGUCGUUCUAAUUUACUCUGUAACAAGAGUUUUGAAUUUCUCUCUCAAGAGACUAGGCUUACCAAGCUCAUUUCGCAAAUGAUGACUGCGCUAAUUUUAGGACCAAUGGUGCCGGUUUUGGAGGAGUAUAAGAGAAUAGUGUUUCCUUAUGGAAGUCAAGAUACACUUGCAACAAUAACAGCACUCGGUUACGUGUUCUUCUUAUUUGAAACUGGCAUAAAAAUAUAUUUCAACAUGAUUGUAAAUACGGGAAGAAAAGGAUGGGUGAUUUCGUUUUUCGGGUUAAUAGCUCCUAUGGUAAUUGGUUUUGCUACCCGUCAUUUAACCAUUAGGAAUAAUUUUGAAAAUAGUUCUCUUGAAGGAGAUAUAGUAAUAGUAGGACACAAUACAACAUCAUUUGCAAUGAUUGUUUCUCUUUUGAAUGACCUUAAACUUCUAAACUCUGAACUUGGAAGAUUAGCAUUAUUUGUUGCUUUGGUUGGUGACAUAUUCAGUAAAAAAAUUGUAACCAUUUCAUCUACUAUGGUUAAUACCAAUCAUUAUAUUCCAGUUACCAUGAGGCUUGGAUAUUUAUUUGGCAUGGUUAUCUUCAUUUUGUUUAUCUAUCGUCCUGUCAUGUUUUGGAUUGUUGAACAUACGCCGGAAGGGAAAGAAGUUAAGGACAUUUACAUCAACAUUGUUAUUGGGACUCUCUUUCUUUUGUGUUGGAUUUCGGGACAAAUAGAAAGAGGUCCUGUUUUUUUUCCUUUUAUUUUCGGAUUGACUACUGUGAUACGGUGGCAGAACCGACUGUUUAAUACUGGUUUGCGUUUUGCAUUUUUUGUUCGCAAAAUGUCGCGGUAA
Vicia faba (fava bean) is the source of this 906-nucleotide messenger RNA. The record is from the annotation of a GenBank genome assembly. Lineage: Eukaryota; Viridiplantae; Streptophyta; Magnoliopsida; Fabales; Fabaceae.